This is a messenger RNA of Sorghum bicolor (sorghum), 2025 nucleotides long. Its product is annotated as CBL-interacting protein kinase 6. Gene Ontology annotation, molecular function: protein kinase activity; ATP binding. Bases 399 to 1772 code for a protein of 457 amino acids. The record is from RefSeq and is a predicted model, not a curated record. Lineage: Eukaryota; Viridiplantae; Streptophyta; Magnoliopsida; Poales; Poaceae. Gene Ontology annotation, biological process: signal transduction; protein phosphorylation. The transcript has a single exon.
GCCGCCCUAGCCCACCACCCAUUAUAAGCCGGGCGGGGCGCCGCGGAGCUGAGCCAUUCCCACACGGAGGUCGACUUCCCCUCGCCACGCAAAAGCCACCGCGGCCCCGCCCGUGCUUCCGUCUCGCACCUGCCGAUCUACUCCCCGGCGAGACGAGCGCCCCGGCGCGCCCCCAGGGAAUGCGGAGCGAUGAGGCGGCGCUCAGGCACUGACGUCGCCGGCCUGCGCAAGCUGCGCGGCGACCGAACCUGCCACCGCAAGCACGUUGAGGACGGGUAGACCCAUCCAUCCAUCCAUCCUUCCUUCCAUCUUCUAGUCGUCAUCGUCGUAGGGUAGUUUGCAGAUAGCUAGCUCGGUCGUUUCUAGUAAGGGAUCGAUCCAUCGAUCGAUCAGGCGGCAUGGGUGAGGGGGAGGCGGCGGAGGUGAAGGGCGGGGUGCUGCAGGGCCGCUACGAGCUGGGCCGCGUGCUGGGGCACGGCAACUUCGGGCGCGUCCACGCGGCGCGGGACCUGCGCACAGGGCGCGGCGUGGCGGUCAAGGUGCUCGUCAAGGACAAGGUGCUGCGCGCGGGCAUGAUGGAGCAGAUCAAGCGCGAGAUCGCCGUCAUGAAGCGCGUGUCCCACCCCAACAUCGUGGAGCUCCACGAGGUGAUGGCCACGCGCUCCAAGAUCUACCUCGCGCUCGAGCUCGUCCGCGGCGGGGAGCUCUUCGCGCGGAUCGUGCGCGCCGGCCGGGUCAAGGAGGACGUCGCGAGGCGCUACUUCCGCCAGCUCAUCUCCGCCGUCGACUUCUGCCACGCGCGCGGCGUGUACCACCGCGACCUCAAGCCGGAGAACCUCCUCAUCGACGAAGCGGGGAACCUCAAGGUCGUCGACUUCGGCCUCAGCGCGCUCGCCGACCACGCGCGCAGCGAUGGAUUGCUGCACACGCUCUGCGGGACGCCGGGGUACGUCGCGCCGGAGGUGUUCCGGAACAAGGGCUACGACGGCGCCAAGGCCGACAUCUGGUCGUGCGGCGUCAUCCUCUACGUUCUCCUCGCCGGGUCGCUGCCGUUCCCGGAGGACAACAUCGCCGCCAUGUUCAGGAAGAUGAGCCGCGGCGACUACCGGUGCCCGCCGUGGCUGUCCACCGAGGCGCGCAGGCUCAUCCCCAAGCUGCUCGACCCCAACCCCGACACCCGCAUCACCAUCGCCCAGAUCGUCGAGACGCCAUGGUUCAACAAGCCAUCCAUCGCCAAGCCCGUCAAAGCCUCCGCCGCCGCCGCCGCCGAGCCGCCGGCCGAGCCUGUCUGCUCCGUAAAGGACGGCGGCGACAAGGACGAGCCGCCGGAGACGCUGAACGCGUUCCACCUGAUUUCCCUCUCCGCGGGGUUCGACCUCUCGCCGCUGUUCGAUGUGGAAGGCGGUCCCGCGAGGUGCCAUAACCGGGAGGGCGGUAUGCGGUUCGCGACGCGGGAGUCCGCGAGCGGCGUCGUCUCCCGUCUCGAGGAGGUGGCGGCCCGCGGCGGCGGGCGGAUGCGGGUGACCAAGAGCGGCGCCCGCGGCGUGCGGCUCGAGGGCGCGGAGCGCGGGGGCCGCAAGGGCCGCCUAGCCGUGGCGGCCGACAUCUUCAGCUUAUCGCCGUCCGUGCUCGUGGUGGACGUCAAGAAGGACGGCGGCGACACGCUCGAGUACCGCUCCUUCUGCAGCGAGGAGCUCCGGCCAGCGCUCAAGGACAUCGUCUGGGCGGCCGACCCGCAGCCCGCCGCCACCGCCACCGCCGUCGUCGUGUGACGCCGUGCGACCGCCUGUGCCGCUCGUUCGUAGUGCCAUUGUUUGUUUAGUCAGUGUCAAUUCCAUUUCCAAGUGAUUGCGUCACUGUUCUCGAUUCGAUAAUGACGUGAGAUCUACUGUUUGUGGGGCGACAAGAAUCUGUAUCUCAAUCGCAGCCGAGCGGCGGCGCUCUCGGCAUAAUCGAGUUUGUUUUUGUGAUUGCUAUGCCUGAUCUGAAUAUUCCUUGUCAAUCUAGUCCAUUAUCCCUGCAUUA